CGACAAUCACCUCUGCAUUUUGCCUACAACACCCUCCAAAAUGCACGCAACUUCGAUCAGCGCCCCAGUGCGCACCGCAAUGAUGUUCGGACGCAUUUCUCCCAAAGCCCUCCCCUCGGUUGCAUCCCCAGCCAAUUCAACGGCAUUGUACCAGACCCUCUGCCAGGCACGACCGGCCAGUACCUCCGCACAAAUCAAGACCAGCUUCAAGGCGCCAAGCGCUCGUCCACAGGUCCAAAUGCCAACUUACCGUGUUGCAUCAAUGCGGGCGAACUCCACAGUCUCCGAGGCAACUCGCAAGGAAGCCGCCAAACUGACCUGGAACUCGUUCUUCCAGCUCCGCGCCUCUCGUCGUCGCUAUUCGCUCGCUUCCUCGGUUGUGUCCUCGAUGGCUAGUACUGUCAUUGGUGUGCAGGUUCUUUCCAGCCAGGAUCUUGAAGCCUUGGGCGCGCAGGUGAUGGGUCUGGACCCCUUCGUUGUUCUGGGAAUGGCUACCGCGGCUUGUGGUGCUGUGGGAUGGCUCAUUGGGCCCUUUGUUGGUAAUGCGGCGUGGGGUUUGGUUAAUCGGCGGUAUAAACAGGCUUUCAUGAUCAAAGAGAAGGAGUUCUAUGACCGAAUCAAGCGCUUCCGCGUUGAUCCCUCUUCGAACUCCAUCGCGAACCCCGUCCCUGAUUACUACGGCGAGAAGAUCGGCAGCGUGCAGGGAUACCGCCAGUGGCUGAAGGAUCAGCGUGUGUAUAACCGCAAGAGGCGCAACUUUAUCCUCUAAAUACAGUCAUUCUUGCAUUUGUGAUGGCGAACAAUUAACAUAGAAGCCCGUAGUCUGGGUUUCUCUUAUGGCAUUCUACAUUCCGGUCCUUAUUUCCUUUGUUUGUGGUUCCUGCACCCCUUUCCUGUAUGAGUAUUCUGACAAUGUCGAUCUGUAUCUGAGCGAUUACUUCCCUUUACUAAAUUUAACCUGUAUACGGUUCAUUAUGCUUGUUUAUUGACAUUGUAUGGCCAGUCGGGAACUACUUUCCCAAGUAUAGCGAACUAGCCAUUUCAG
Molecule: messenger RNA, 1045 nt
Organism: Aspergillus pseudotamarii
Lineage: Eukaryota; Fungi; Ascomycota; Eurotiomycetes; Eurotiales; Aspergillaceae
Product: presequence translocated-associated motor subunit PAM17
Exons: 2
Coding region: 41-769 (242 amino acids)
Biological process (GO): protein import into mitochondrial matrix
Cellular component (GO): PAM complex, Tim23 associated import motor
Source: RefSeq, a predicted model, not a curated record